AUGAUCGAGUUAAAACUCAAGGUUCAAAAGCUGUGGUCCCUAGUGACCGAGGAAGUGGUGCUCGACAGCUCUUGGAGCUCCGCCAAGAAGCGUCGCUGGAAAGAGCGUUGGCUCAAAGCCCAAGCUGUUAUCGCUGGGUCGCUUGGCCCCCGAUUGGCUGGUCGUUACAGGCGACUGUUGGUGAGCUGCGACCCUGUGGCUCUAUUCCAGGAGAUCGAGAAAGAGUACAAUGCGGGCAGCGCCGCAAAGAACGACAUCCUGAUCAAGGCCGCAAUGUUUGUGUGCAAGCUGGCCAAGGGGGAGCGCGUAGACACCUACAUCGACGCGAUCAUGCAGCUACAAGAGGAUCUCCUAGUGGGUGCGAGAAUGAAGGCCAGGGAGCUCGAGGUUGGUAAAGUGCGUGGGCGGCUUUUGGCGCGAGAGCAGGAAGAGAAUAUGCGUGCUCCGGCCGGAGGC
Molecule: messenger RNA, 456 nt
Organism: Phytophthora sojae
Lineage: Eukaryota; Oomycota; Peronosporomycetes; Peronosporales; Peronosporaceae
Exons: 2
Source: RefSeq, a predicted model, not a curated record